ACGCGCGUUUCAAAUAGAACUUUGUUCACUGUCAGAGCUGCCAAACGACACCGCAUGACAGCAAGGACACUUCAACCGCAGCUAAAGCAUUUUCCUCCAUCCAUUUAUUUAAACUAAUCAACACUUAAAUUUGACUCGGACAACAAUUUGAAGACUUUCACUUUAGCACAAUGUGGGGAACCCACAGGAGCCGGUACAGGAGCGGCUCUGGAGACAGCGAAGAGCCGGAAAUUGUGGUGAACAUCGGCGGAGUGAAACAGGUAUUUUGUCGGGACGUUCUCAACCGCUUCCCGGACACUCGCCUGGCCGAACUGGUGAAUUCAGUGCCCCCCCUUCCCACGGAGGACAUCUCUUCUCUGUGUGAUGACUACGACCCUGAAAAGGGAGAAUUUUAUUUCGACAGGGAUCCAGACGCAUUCAAGUGCGUCUCAGAGCUUUAUUACUACGGAGAGAUCCACAUGAAGCGAGGCAUCUGCCCAAUCUGCUUCAUGAAGGAGAUGGACUUCUGGAAAAUUGAUUCGGAUUUUUUGGAUGAAUGCUGCAAGAGUAACUUGAGGGAAGUGGAGGACGAGCUGGAGGAGAUUGCUGAGAAGGUGAGGACCAUUCUGGUGGAUCGGGAAGGAGAUCCGAGAGCAAUGGGCUGGCAGCGCAUCCAGACGUGCUUGUGGAGGCUCAUGGAGAAGCCUGAGUCUUCUGUGCCCGCUCACAUCAUUGCCAUCCUCUCCUUCGUGUUCAUCCUUGUGUCAUCUGUGGUUAUGUGUGUCAGCACCAUACCGGACCUGCAGGUGGAGGACGAAGAGGGGAACCUCAUGGACAACCCAACUUUAGAGUGCAUUGAGACGGUGUGCAUCGGCUGGUUCACUAUCGAGUACAUCUUGCGCCUCGUGUCGUCCCCCAACAAAGUCAAGUUUGUGCUGGCCUUCAUGAAUGUGGUAGACUUUAUGGCCAUUAUGCCUUUCUUCGUGGUCCUUCUUCUUACUUCGCUGGGUGCGGGGGUGAUGGAGCUGGCCAACGUGCAGCAGGCAGUGCAGGCCCUACGUAUCAUGCGCAUCGCUCGUAUCUUCAAGUUGGCGCGCCAUUCGUCGGGACUCCAGACCCUCACUAAUGCCCUGAAGAGCAGCUUGAAAGAGCUCGGGUUGCUCCUCAUGUACAUGGGUGUGGGUGUGUUCCUGUUCUCCGCGCUGGGCUACACUAUGGAGCAAAACCACCCGGAGACCCUGUUCACCAGCAUCCCACAGUCUUUCUGGUGGGCUGUGAUCACCAUGACCACCGUGGGUUAUGGCGACGUGUACCCCAAGACCACUUUGGGCCGGUGCAAUGCCGCCAUCAGCUUUCUUUGCGGCGUGAUUGCCAUAGCCUUGCCCAUCCAUCCCAUCAUCAACAAUUUUGUCCUGUUCUAUAAUAAGCAGCAGGUUCUGGAAACGGCCGCCAAACACGAGAUCGAACUGAUGGCCUUGCGUUCCGACCAGGAUGGCACUACACACAAACACGUCUGUGGAGAUAGAAACACCCUAAUGGCACUCCUGAAAAGUCCCCGCAGGGGAGGAGGGUCCACCCGAGACCCCAACACUAGUGACAGUUUGGAGAGCACCACUAAAACUAAGCAUUGAACACUUCAUGGGAUAGUUUAUUAUUAGGGAUACAAUUGCAGAAAUGUUGGGUCUUACAAAGAAGAGCAUUCACCCACUUGCUCCGCUAUCUUUGGGAUGACCAAAAAAUUAUCAGGAAAUAAUUAAGAGGCCACAGCAAAAUGAUCAGUUCACUGGAUUAUGCGUUUUAUUUGUACAGAGGAACAGUGGGUAGCAAAUUGAAUCCUCACUGUAAAUUUUCCAGUGUUGUCAAAGAAGUAAUGGUCCAAAAACGUCAGAACCGCAACAGGCACCAUUCCAAACAUAUUCUGUAAUUUUCGGACGAUAAACCGCUACUUUUUCCCCUCAUUUUGAAUCCUGCGGCUUAUAGUCCAGUGCAGCUUAUUUGUUAUUUGGGUUAAUAGGUAACACUUGAAUUGACUGCGGCAUCAUAAGACUUUCAUAAGACCGUCAUAAUUAUGACAUGAUACUGUCAGUGGCAUUAAUAAAUGCUCAUGACAUGUCAUUAAGUGUCAUCCAACAAAUUAUAUCACCAACUCCAUUUAUGUCCAGUCCGGAUCUUUUACAUCCAUUCAAAGGUGAGAUAAUUUGCCGGAUGACACGUAAUGACAUCUGUCAUAAGCAUUCAUUUGUCAGAGUAAGGCAUGGAGGACCCAAACGCAGGGAAACCAAGAGCGGCAAAAACGCAAAGGCAGCAUGGCAGGGUGGUGAUAAACUCAUAAAAGCUUUGAUUAGGGGUGUGACAAAAUAUCGAAAUGGUGAUGUAUUGUGAUACUUUGUAUCCCAAAAGGUUAUCGAUAUGUUCCUGUCAGGAAUCGAGAUAUCGUUUUAAAAAGGUGUCAAUUAAAAAAAAAAAAAAAAAAAAAGGCAGCCAUUGACGGUGCUCGACGACCAAUCCAUUUAGAAUGGUAACGUUCGUUCAUUCAAAACCAUAGCAUUCACAGUCAUUCGGUCCGAUUUUCAGGGCAUUUACAGGUCACUUUCUGUUCAUUUUAGGGCAUUUACAGAUCAUUUCCUGUUGAGUUUGAGUCACUGCUUCUUCAUCUGGGUGAUUCUUAGUUCACUUCCUGUUCUGUAACGCAAAAUAAACAGCGAGUGACCCAUAAAAUACCCCAAAAUCAACAGUAAGUAACUGAAAAUCAACAGGUAAAUGACCUUAAAUGGCCCAAAAUUACUCAUUGCCUGGCAUUGGCUGCCACUGACGACUAUAGACGUUCAAUCCUUUUGAAGUAACAAAACUCAACCAAACUAACCCAACUCAAACAAAAGACUGGGUAUGAAAUUUACUGUGGGGCACAGACAUACACUGAGAACAGACGCUUGGAAAGACACUAUGUUGACAAUGACCAUAAGCGGAGUUUAAGGGGGGGGCAGGCCCCUCCUGGUGGCUGAAAAGUGUCAUUACAUGUA
Molecule: messenger RNA, 2999 nt
Organism: Corythoichthys intestinalis (scribbled pipefish)
Lineage: Eukaryota; Metazoa; Chordata; Actinopteri; Syngnathiformes; Syngnathidae
Product: potassium voltage-gated channel subfamily F member 1-like
Exons: 2
Coding region: 171-1610 (479 amino acids)
Biological process (GO): protein homooligomerization; potassium ion transmembrane transport
Cellular component (GO): voltage-gated potassium channel complex; membrane
Molecular function (GO): voltage-gated potassium channel activity
Source: RefSeq, a predicted model, not a curated record